AAUGAUGAAGCCAUAGGAUCAAAUUAAUGGGAAAAUAUUUUAGGGAAUUAGGGAACUUACAAUACAAAAGUGUUAUAAAUGGAAAGUUCAACAAAUCUUACAUUAUAAUUGGAGAAUGUUUUACAUCACCCUAAUUAUGUUGCUUGUUCAUACUUUACAUACAAAUACAUCGCUUAACUUAUGUUGCAAGAAAAAGAUAAACUAAAAUUAAAUUUAGAAUAAAUAUUAUAUAACCUCAGGAAGAGAAGGUAGCCUAAUUGUUGGUUUCACAUUUUAUAUAGGAAAUAACGAAAAGAGGAGAGUAUUUAGUAUAGGUUACAUAUCAAGAGAGAAGACAUAAGUGAAAUAAGAAAGGAGUAUAGACCAUAAUUUGAGUUUUAUUUUAAAGAAUAAUUGA
Messenger RNA from Paramecium octaurelia, 397 nucleotides. NCBI's taxonomy places the organism in Eukaryota, Ciliophora, Oligohymenophorea, Peniculida, Parameciidae. The record is from the annotation of a GenBank genome assembly.